Molecule: messenger RNA, 2747 nt
Organism: Capra hircus (goat)
Lineage: Eukaryota; Metazoa; Chordata; Mammalia; Artiodactyla; Bovidae
Gene: FGF13
Product: fibroblast growth factor 13
Exons: 5
Coding region: 750-1487 (245 amino acids)
Biological process (GO): positive regulation of cell population proliferation; cell differentiation; positive regulation of protein phosphorylation
Cellular component (GO): cytoplasm
Molecular function (GO): fibroblast growth factor receptor binding; growth factor activity
Source: RefSeq, a predicted model, not a curated record
CUUCCGGAGGGUGCCUGCGGCGACAGAAUUCCUAUACUGAGUCGGUGCCGCGCCCAGAGCAGCAGCGGCGGCAGCGGCGGCAGCGAAGAUGCGAGGCCAUUACCUGUUUGAGCCGCGUCGGAAAGCUGGCACGGGCCAACUUUUCCCGAUCGGCGGGCCAAGAAGUUGCAAGGACUAGUGGGAGGCUCGGAGGGGCCAGGGCGAGGGCGCGCCCCCCCAACCCCACCCCCCCUACCCCGCACGGUUCCUCCAUCCCCCCCUCCCUGCCGCCGCCCGCGCUCCCGGCCUCUCUCUCCCGCCCGCGCUCCCUCCCUCCGCCCGCCUCCCUCCUCCGGCCCCCUCCGCGCGGCACCGGGCGGGGGGUGCCGCCAAACUCCGACCCGAGCCACUUGGACUCGCACAGUGUCCUCCGGGCGCAGGGGCCGAGCGCACGCAGUAGCGCCGCUCUGCCGCCACCGCCUGCCAUCCAGUCUCGCCCGCGAUCCCGGCCCGGGGCUGUGGCGUCGGCUCGGACCCAGGCAAGCCGGCCGCCCGCGCGGGAGCCGGACCACCGCCGGAGGAGCUCGGCCGGGAUGCUGAGCCCCCUCCUCGGCUGAAGCCCGAGCGCCGAGAAGCCCGGGCAAGCGCCGGCUCCGGAGACUAAGGCGGCGGAGGCGCGAGACCGACCGGGCGAGCGGCGGAGGCGCGGGAGGAGGAGGCGAACCCGGAGAGGGGCCGCGAAAGAAGUGGUGGUGGUGGGCGUCGUGGCCAUGGCGGCGGCUAUCGCCAGCUCGCUCAUCCGGCAGAAGCGACAAGCCCGCGAGCGCGAGAAAUCAAACGCCUGCAAGUGUGUCAGCAGCCCCAGCAAAGGCAAGACCAGCUGCGACAAAAACAAGUUAAACGUCUUUUCCCGGGUCAAACUCUUCGGCUCCAAGAAGAGGCGCAGGAGGAGACCAGAGCCUCAGCUUAAGGGUAUAGUUACCAAACUAUACAGUCGACAAGGUUACCACUUGCAGCUGCAGGCAGAUGGAACUAUUGAUGGCACCAAAGAUGAGGACAGCACUUACACUCUGUUUAACCUCAUCCCUGUGGGUCUUCGAGUGGUGGCUAUUCAAGGAGUUCAAACCAAGCUGUAUUUGGCAAUGAAUAGCGAGGGAUACCUAUACACCUCGGAACAUUUCACACCUGAGUGCAAAUUCAAAGAAUCGGUGUUUGAAAAUUAUUACGUGACAUAUUCAUCGAUGAUAUACCGUCAGCAGCAGUCAGGCCGAGGGUGGUAUCUGGGUCUGAACAAAGAAGGAGAGAUCAUGAAAGGAAACCACGUGAAGAAGAACAAGCCUGCAGCUCACUUUCUGCCCAAACCACUGAAAGUGGCCAUGUACAAGGAGCCGUCUCUGCAUGACCUCACGGAGUUCUCCCGAUCUGGAAGUGGGACCCCGACCAAGAGCAGAAGUGUCUCCGGCGUGCUGAACGGAGGCAAGUCUAUGAGCCACAACGAAUCAACGUAGCCAGUGAGGGCAAAACAAGGGCUCUGUAACAGAACCUUACCUCCAGGUGCUGUUGAAUUCUAGCAGUCCUUCACCCGAAAGUUGAGAUUUGUCAAUGACGUUUACCAAACAAACAAGGCAGAGUUCACUAUUCUAAUCUGCCAUCAAACCGUCUCAUCCAUCCAAAAGCCCCAUAAUUUAGAUCGAGCUUGUGCAAAAAAACAGUGCCGAGCCUGAUCAGUGAACUAAAUCUGGGAGAAGGACUGCUCAAUUUUCUCAUGAUCUCACCUCUGCUUAGGGGAAGACAAACCAAAAACAUUUCACAGCACUAAUGCUGAUUAAGAAAAAUUUGCUCUCCAACCAAGACAAUUGAAAAGACCACCAUUGUUCUUCAAAAACAAACAAAAAAGAAAACAGAACAAAAUUAACUGCUUCCGUGUUUUGUAGGGGCAAACAAAAUUCUGUGAACCGUGUUUUUUUUUUGGCUUAAUGUUUUCUAUCUAUGCUUGAUUCAUAUGUAUUCUUUACGUUGCAAUUUUAUGAUUUCUGAAAUUCAAUGGUUCUAUUGACUUUCUGUCACUUAAUCCAACUCAACCAAAUUCAGGGUUGAAGCUGAAUUGGCAUCUCAGGCUCAAGGUUCUUGUGAUUUUACCAUUUUUUCCCCUUUAGAUUCGUAGUAUUCUGGUCGAGUUCUUGUGCUGUACUUUGUGCGUAGAAAUUGUGUUGUGUUGUCAACCCCAGUCAGUAAAGAUUACUUAAAAAUAAAGAUCACCCUCAAGUGUAGUUUUCUCUUAAUUCCAUUUGUGUUAUCAUGUUAAACUAUUAUUGUGGCUUCUUGUGUAAAGACAGUAACUGUGGAACUGUGAUGUUGUCUUUUGUGUUGUUAAAAUAAGAAAUGUCUUAUCUGUGUACGUAUGAGUCCUCCUGUCAUUGUAUUUGGCACGUGAAUAUUGUGUACAAGGAAAUGUUAAGACUGGUUACCCCUAAACAACAUAUACUUAUACCUGCUUCUGGAAAAGUGUUUAAGACUUAGCUAGGUUUCCAUUUAGAUCUUCAUAUCUGUUGCAUGGAAGAAAGUUGGAAUCUUGGCAUAGAGUUGCAUGAUAUGUAAGAUUUUGUGCAUUAAUAAUUGUUAAAAUCUGUGUUCCAAAAGUGGACAUAGCAUGUACAGGCAGUUUUCUGUCCUGUGCACAAAACAGUUUAAAAAAAAGUUGUUUAAUAUUUGUUGUUGUAUACCCAGAUACGCACCGAAUAAACUCUUUAUAUUCAUUCAAAGAAAAA